This is a messenger RNA of Camelina sativa (false flax), 2258 nucleotides long. NCBI's taxonomy places the organism in Eukaryota, Viridiplantae, Streptophyta, Magnoliopsida, Brassicales, Brassicaceae. The record is from RefSeq and is a predicted model, not a curated record.
CUCGAUCAUCAUCGUCUCACUCAACACAAACCCCACAGUAACAUCAUCAUCUUUCGUCUCACAUUCAGUGUUCUUCUCUCCGAUCCAAAACCCUAAGAGAAGUUCCGAUCGUUCCCGUGGUCACAAUCAACAAGAAAAACAUCUCCCUUGUUACCUGAGUGUUCCUUCCGUUUCGGACUCACAUUCGACGGAGAUAAUUCGACUCAGGAUCGCCUUGUUGGUCGAUCGUAUUCUCUAAUUCGGCUCGCGUCUUCUCGAUUUUGCCAACGGUCUCCGUUCACAAUUUCCAUCUCGGCUGAUGUCAUUGUGAAUGAAUCUCGUGAGAAGUCAGACACCAUUUUAGAUUAUCGAGGAGAGAUAAACUGCCCCCAAUGGUUAACUUGUCCGUAUAUCUUACAGACCUACACUGAUCUGAAGAUUGUUUACUUGUAACUUAUUUUGCUUCAGGGAUGAAGACUUUGUUGCAGAUUUACUGUGAAAGUGAGACACGUUCGACAUGAAAUCUCAGACAUAAAUUUGAGCCUUUGGAUUGAAGAUUUUCGUCUUGCAUUCACUCCUUUCUAAGAAAUUCCUUUUCUGCGUUCUGUGUCAUGGACGCUCCCAGUCCCAAGCGACCUUGCCAUGCCCCUUCGGUUACUUCCUCCUUAGAAAACCCUGGUUCCCUCCCUAGUGCUCAAGGUUUCAACCAAAGCAACAUCGAUAUGACUAUUUCUUCUUUCCUUUCAUUGUCGGACUUGCCUUUGUUCGCCUCACCACUCUCUAUUGGAUGCUCUUUUGAUCGAGUGCUUGAUAAAGUUAUCCCCUCAGCAGCUGGAACUUCCCAUGAUGAAUUCGAGCAGGAUCGUUUCCUGGAUCGUACUCUCCAACUCGCAUCGGUUCUUUACAAGUCCACAGAACGUUGCAUCAGAAAACGCGCCACCCUCCAAAAUUCCAUAUCGUGGCCUCUCCUCCCUGAACUAACCAUUAAGGUAUUUUCAAUGCUUGACACAAAGUCUCUCAUGCAAGCUUCUGCAUGCUGCACGAUGUUCAACAAGUGUGCCAUGGAUCGUGUAUGUUACUCUCACAUCGACCUAACAACCGCUGCCGAACAUGUUGAUAAUGGAGUUGUGUGUAGAAUGAUCCAUCGGGCAGGAAAAGAACUCAGAUCCUUCAAACUUGGUUCUAUUUCUCCCUCAGCUGGAUCUACAUCUUUGCUCACAAGAUCCUGUCUUACCCCAUUAACCUUUAAUCAUGGUUUUGCUGGGGGUUGUUUGAGAAGUCUACACCUUUACCAUCUCAGAAUGAUGGAUGGCGAGUCCUUAUCUCCUGUGUUGUCAGCCUGUUUAAAUGUCACUGAUUUGAAGAUUGUUGGAUUUGUUCCAGGACGCGGGUUAAAUCCACUAGAGCAGUUAGGUUUACUCACGAGAAACUGUCGCUUGAUAGAGAACCUGUUCAUAGAGAUAUAUAAUUCAGCAGGCCGUAUAACAGAUUCAAGCUUGUUAGAGUUUGGGGAUAAUUUCCCCAACUUAAUUUCGCUAUCACUCCUAUGUUCUCGGCUAAAUGACGCAAUAGCACAAAAAUUAAUCAAGGGUUUUCGUCACCUGAAGCACAUUAAUUUGUCGAGAUCGCCUGAAAUCAGUGGUUGCUUUUUGAGGGGUUUGGGACUUUGCUGCAAAGAUAGUCCACUGGAGACUCUAAUAUUGUGCAACUGCAAUUCUCUAAAGGAGAGAGAAGUUUUGCUGUUUUUGAAUUCUUUACUGGACGGAGACUUCAAAUCCAUUCGACUUAUCGACGUAUCUAACAACCAAGGUUUAGUCUCUGAUGAAGGCAGUAGUUCUUCUGGACCAAGAUUUCCUAUCGAGGAGCUGAAAAAACAGAGACCAGAUGUCACAGUUGUGGCAAUAUUUGAAUCACAAUCAUCAUCAUCAUCAUCAUCAUCAAGCUCAGGUGAGGUAUAUCCCGACGGCACCUCUUCCUGGACUUCUGAGACUGGCAGCGAUAGCCUCUCCUUGAGUUCUAAUAAUAACAGCGAGGAUGAGCAUGACUACGACAUGGACUCUAUAUAAGUUCAUAAUUUAUUUUUGGCGUACCCAGAGAGGUCUCCGAAAAGUCAAAUAUUGUUUCAUUCUCUCCGAGAAUCUAAAUAGUUUGUCUUCCUCCUAAUCUUCUCCAUUAAUUGGUAGUUAUGCUAAUGGAUUUGUCCAAGAAUUCAUGUAAUCCGUUUUCUAAUAAUUCUCGAAGAAACACGAUCACUUCAAAAGUAAGAAACAUUCAAACUG